AAUCUUAACAUGUUUCCCUUCUCUAGAGGAAAGUUCCUGCAUCUACAACCAAAUUGUUAGGCACAUGUUUUACUAUUUAUAUGUCUAGUUUCUAAAUCACAGCGAACUUCUUAAAAAUAUAUUGAAUUUGAACCACAGAAACAUGAUGUUAUAUGUCUUGUCGUCUUUAACUAAUUUGAUUCUUUUGGUUCCAAAAUUUAUCUCUAUAUAACAUCCCACAAUUCUUCAUAAUGUUUUCACACUUCCCACGAACUAGUCAUUUUCUUCAAAGCUUGUUAUCAACUUCUCUUGAAGGAUAAUGGCUAUUCGUUUGCCUUUAAUAAUGCAAGCUAAGAAGCAUAUCCUCUCCCGCACGCUUACAAUCCGAAAAAAAGUGUUAUCAGUUAAUAAUAUACCAAAAGGGUAUCUGGCGGUAUAUGUUGGAGAAGAGAAAAAGAAGAAAUAUGUUGUUCCAAUAUCAUACUUGCAUCAACCUGCUUUUCAACAAUUGCUAGGUAAAGCUGAAGAAGAGUUUGGAUUUAAUCAUCCAAUGGGUGGUCUCACCAUUCCUUGCAGAGAAGAUAUUUUUGUUACAGUCACUUCUCAAUUGGAAGUUUAAUCUCAACAACAAAUAAGUAAUAUCAAAUGCAAAUGGACUACACAAUUUUCUAUCAAGAUGUGAUCUUUGCUGCCAUUUCAACAAAUGGACUAUGCAGGGUUAAAGAUGACUAGAACUUUAGUAGCCAUUCUGCUUUGAAGCAUGUAGAAUAACAUAGGGUAUGCAUUACAUGAAAAUAAUUAUAUAACAUAACAUAAGGCAUGUAGAAUAACAUAGAAUAUUGUCUUGGAGAUGGAGUCUUACUAGGUUGAAGUUGUGUCCAUGUUUAUAUUUUGAAUGGCGUUGGAAUCCCAUUGGCGUCGUUAGGGGCUUUGGGCUGCUGUUUGUUAUCGAUAUUAGGGCUCCCAUUGUUGCUGCUCUUUU
Molecule: messenger RNA, 961 nt
Organism: Medicago truncatula (barrel medic)
Lineage: Eukaryota; Viridiplantae; Streptophyta; Magnoliopsida; Fabales; Fabaceae
Product: auxin-responsive protein SAUR21
Exons: 1
Coding region: 299-598 (99 amino acids)
Biological process (GO): response to auxin
Source: RefSeq, a predicted model, not a curated record